This is a messenger RNA of Actinia tenebrosa (Australian red waratah sea anemone), 586 nucleotides long. RefSeq lists its product as uncharacterized. Lineage: Eukaryota; Metazoa; Cnidaria; Anthozoa; Actiniaria; Actiniidae. The record is from RefSeq and is a predicted model, not a curated record.
GCAAGAUUUUCACCACGAGGUCGAUAUAAAUUGCGUCGUAGAAGACGUUCUGCAGAUGUGGAUCUGUCGCGGAAAGUGUGAGAAUGAAGAUACAUCAGGGGCACAUGUUUGCCGUUGCAUACGUCACAUGGAAGAUCUUGAAUCGGGACAAGAAAACCAAACCGAAAACAAACAGAAUGAAGUGUCGAUUUACGAAAAACAUGAUAGAAGACCAACCGGAUACUGUCAUGUAGAGACUAUUCACGAAGAGGAUUUAACGAGCCUUCCUUCAUUGACCACACAAAAAGAGACAAUAGAAAAAGAAGGUUUAACGAGCUGUCCUCCCCUACUUCCUCCAAUGCCCAAAAUCUUGGUAUUUGAAAAAGAAGAAAAACAUGUCUCCGCGAAAAUGACUACCAAAAAGGUUACAUUCAAGAGUGACGUGGAUUGCGAUAUGGAAACAUCACAGCGACGAGCUUCAGAGAAAGUGAAAGUUAUCCGAAAGCUUUCGUCUUCCAUUGGCAGACCAUCACUACUCGAUGAAAUUGAAAUUGCUAAAGAGGUCAUCAUGGAUAGAAGAGCGUCCAACGAUAAGGCACGUAGUUAG